UGAGAGGCCGCCACAGCACAGAAGUUCCUGCCUUCCCCUUCUUCCUGCAGACAGCAGACACAGCAGGACAGCAGCAGCAGGCUUCACAGCCAUCUUUGGGAGGCUGCAGCACACGAGGUGAAGACAGCACUGGACCUGGCUUCUGCAGCCCAGGUUUUGAGUCCCAGCUUGACCACUGGCUGUAACCUUGGGCAAACUCUUGUGUGGUUUUCAGGUUCCCCACAAUCAACUGGAGCUAACUUGGAAGUCAGGGCAGGAGCCGGUUCUUGGAGGAGACGGGGCACAGGACAUGGAUCACCGUGGGGCCCUUUUCUUCUGCCUGUGCCUCGUGACUUCUCACAGUGUGACAGUGGAGGCAUCCCAAGACCUCCUGCGCUGGAUGGAGAAAAUGGAGAUGGCCACCCAGAAGAGGAGCUUGACUCCUCCCCUUGCUGAGCUCAUGCGUGGCCUGGAGUGGAGGCUGCUGAAUGCCAGCUUCCCGGGCUACAGCCUCACCUUGCAGGCACACACCAUCCAGACCCUGGCUUUCAAGCUGGGCUGCGACUUCCCCGGCCUGUCGCUGAGCAGCGCCUCUCUGAAGCCAAUGCCCCAGGUCAAAGGCAGCAGGGGAUGGGGGUGGCCAGAGGAGCUGGGGCAGGGGGGCUCUCAGUCCUCAUCCAGGGUCUCCUCAUGUCCCCUCCAGUCACCCCUUUUUCUGCUGUCCUUCCAGAAUACCAACUCACCUCUGCUCAAUAAUUAUGUCCUGGGAGCCUAGCUGGGUCAUGGACACGUGAACAACCUCAGGGAGCCGGUCAACAUCAGCUUCUGGCACAACCAAAGCCUGGAAGGCUACACGGCAACCUGUGUCUUCUGGAAGGAGGGAGCCAGCCAGCACCACUGGGGGGUCUGGAGCCCUGAGGGCUGUCGCACAGAGCAGCCCUCACCUUUCCAGGUGCUCUGCCGCUGCCACCACCUCAGUUACUUUGCUGUUCUCAUGCAACUGUCCCCAGCCCCAGUCCCCGCAGAGUGGCUGGUGCCUCUUACGUACAUCUCCCUGGUGGGCUGCAGCAUCUCUAUCGUGGCCUCACUGCUCACUAUCCUGCAGCACUUCCAAGUGAGGAAGCAGAGUGACUCGUUGACAAAAAUCCACACGAACCAGCAUGCCUCUGUGCUGCUGCUGAAUGCCACCUUCCUGCUGAGCCCGAGGCUGGCCGCGGCCUCCAUGCCUGGGUCAGCGUGCACAGUGCUGGCUGCCGUCCUGCUCUUCGCGCGGCUCAGCUGCCUCACCUGGAUGGCCAUUGAAGGCUUCAACCUCUACCUGCUCCUUGGGCGUGUCUACAACAUCCACAUCCACCAAUACCUGCUCAAGCUCUGUGCAGCGGGCUGGGGGCUUCCAGCCCUCCUGGUUCUGUUCCUCCUUGCUGUCAAGAGCUCAGUGUAUGGACCCUACAUGAUCCCAGACUCUGACAGCCAGGAAGAUGGCGCGGGCUUCCAGAACAUGUCCAUGUGCUGGGUGCGGAGUCGCUGGGUGCACACUGUCUUGGUCAUGGGCUAUGGUGGCCUCAUGUCCCUCUUCAACUUGGUGGUGCUGGCCUGGGCGCUGCGGACCCUGAGCCGACUUCGGGCGCAGGAGAGGGCACUGCGUGCCCGGGCCUGCCGGGAUGCCGUCACCGUGCUGGGCCUCACCGUGCUGCUUGGCACCACCUGGGCCUUGGCCUUCUUCUCCUUUGGUGUCUUCCUGCUGCCCCAGCUCUUCCUCUUCACCAUCUUCAACUCAUUCUACGGUUUCUUCCUCUUCCUAUGGUUCUGCUCCCAGAGGUGCCGCUCGGAGGCGGAGGUGGAGGCGGAGGUGGAGGCGUUCAGCACCUCCCAGACCAUGCUGUAGCCUGGACCUCCUGGCCCAGAGCCUCCAGCCUUUCUGUCUGCCUGCAGCCCGUGGCCCCAGCUUCUCCCAGAGAAGGUGACAGGCCAGGUGCUGACCACCAGAGGCCACUGCCCCCUCCAGGGAGGCUUUUACCCCUCCAUGGCUUUGCCAGGCCCAGAGGGCAGGUGCUGCUCCGUCUCCCCUGGCUUUCUGUUCCAGAGUAGUUCCAGCCCCACUGCGGGGCAGCAACUUUUCCCUGGUGCCUGGACCUGUCUGGCCAGGCCUGUGGGCAGUGCACUAGUCUGGGAGUCAGGAGGGCACAUUUUAAGCCAGGCUGUUUUACUUUAUGACCUUGGGCCUGUCAUUGCUCCCUGACCCUCGGUUUCCACAUCUGUGACUCAGGGCAGAUGGCUCCAGGCCAGUCUAGCCCAAGAGUUUUGUGAAACUGAGUAACACAGUGGAGAAACAGUCAUAGGGGGCCCUUUAGCUCAACUUUCCUGCUGUAAGUGGGGUACUGGCUAGCCUGCCGUAGAAGCUCCUGCUGGGCCCUGCCACCUUCCUCCUGGGGAAGGUCAGACCACUUCCUGCAUGGGGUACCAGUCCAGUGCUUAGAGACCCACUCAGUGUCUGAGCCUCACCAGCCCAUUCCUGAGGGCAUUUUUUCUUUAACACCACCCCCACCCCUGGCCAAAUUACGAUAUGACCCUAACUCCAAAUCCACCCUUAGCAAAGACCAGAAAGUUCAGCCCUUCCUGGAUGCUCCUCCUCUCGUGCUCCCAAGAUGACCCCCACAGGCCAUUUAGACCGUGGCUGGGGCCAUAGGGCUUCCUGGCGGUAGAAGGGGAGUGCCUCUUUCCCCUCCACCUGAGCCAGCUGCGUCCCAGGCCUGGUUAUUUGACGAUUGCGUAGGAUUGCAGUUCCCCUGAUAGCAGUGAGGGUGUGGGUUCUAAAUCCAGGCUGGGGCCACUGUUGGAGAGAAUCACCAUUGUCGUUGACGUGUGGGUCAGACCAAGUGGGAGAUGACUCAUGAAGCCAGAGCCCUUCCCAGGCUGCACAGCAGGGAGCGCUGUUGGCCUAUGCUGGGAAACCACUGGUUACAAAACCGCGCCUGGAAAUGCUGUGGUCACCUGUCUGCGGACAUGACACACCAGGUGGAGAGGCCCUGCCUCCAGGACUGUGCCUGCUGAGUGGCCAGGAGGAAUUCUAGGACCAUUUCUCUCUUUCCCAGAGCAGCUGCCCACUCUGGCUCUUGGGGUCUUAUGCUCUGUGCAUAUCUGGCACCAGAGUGGGGGGCUGAGAGAGGCUCUCAGAGCCCUGUUCAGAGCCAUCAGGCAGAUUUAAUGACUUUGAUGGGCACAGGGAGGCAAUUGAAGCCUGGUCCCUUUUCUCCCAGGGGAAUCCUCUGCCCUCUGUUUAUUUCUUGACGCAAAUAGCCCUUCACUAGGUGGUGAGUGGGGCAGGCGCUGGAGCCAGACUGCCUGCGCUCAAAUGCCAGCUCAGCCACUUGCUAGUUGUGUGGAUGUGGACAAGCCAUUCAACCUCUGUGUGCCUUAGUUUUCCCAUCUGUGUAAUAGGGGUAAUAGCAAUACUUAUUUUGAAGAUGUAAUAAAAUAAUCCAUAUAAAGGGGCUUAGCACAGAGU
Molecule: messenger RNA, 3484 nt
Organism: Manis javanica (Malayan pangolin)
Lineage: Eukaryota; Metazoa; Chordata; Mammalia; Pholidota; Manidae
Source: RefSeq, a predicted model, not a curated record